AUGGUGCGAGAAGUGGUGCAGAAGUUCUCAGACGGGAGGUCUGCUCACGCUACUGAACACAUGGAUUUGGUUUCAAGGACCACUGAAAGAUCACCUUUUGUAGAGUGGAUACAGAACAAGCCCAAACCAUGGGACUUCGUAAUCCCUCCACUGCCCGCAUUUAAUGGAAAAGGAGACCCGCUUAACCAUCUAUUCCUAUUCCAGCAGAAGAUGGCCUUGGAAGCCAAUAAUGAAGCCAUACAAUGCAAAGUCUUCUCCAUAACUUUUUCUGGGCCAGCCCUGCUAUGGUUCAGCCAGUUGAAAUCUGGUUCUGUCAACAAUUUUGGUGAUCUUUGCAGAGCCUUCCUCCAACAGUAUAAUGCUAACCGUGAAGCACCAAGAACGAUGGAAGAUCUCUACCGAAUCGAGCAAGGCGAAAAUGAACACCCAAAGUCAUACCUACAAUGUUUCAUCGACUUUGUACAUCAGAUCCACGAUGUCGAGCUAGUCACCGCGGCAAACCUCUUCGUCAAAAUCCUACAGGUGGGGUCUCUCUUACACGAAAAUCUCACCUUGACACCGCCGUACGACAUGGCAGAAAUCCAGACUCACGCUGAAGGCGUCUUUAGGGUUCUGGAAUUCCGGGAACAUGCGCAGAAGAAGUCAGCCCUUAUUUCUACGCCACCAGCAAAUAACCCUCCUUCGCCAUCUGCAAGGGACGACAAAAGGAAAAGACGGAGACAGAUUACAUGA
Humulus lupulus (European hop) is the source of this 732-nucleotide messenger RNA. RefSeq lists its product as uncharacterized. The transcript has a single exon. The record is from RefSeq and is a predicted model, not a curated record. Lineage: Eukaryota; Viridiplantae; Streptophyta; Magnoliopsida; Rosales; Cannabaceae. Bases 1 to 732 code for a protein of 243 amino acids.